Molecule: messenger RNA, 1500 nt
Organism: Sugiyamaella lignohabitans
Lineage: Eukaryota; Fungi; Ascomycota; Dipodascomycetes; Dipodascales; Trichomonascaceae
Gene: ALD2
Product: aldehyde dehydrogenase (NAD(+)) ALD2
Exons: 1
Coding region: 1-1500 (499 amino acids)
Molecular function (GO): aldehyde dehydrogenase (NAD+) activity
Source: RefSeq, a predicted model, not a curated record
AUGGUUCUUCCUGUAUCCACAAAAAUCACCCUUGGUGAUGUCACUUACGAGCAGCCUACUGGUUUGUUCAUCAAUAACCAAUUUGUUGCUGCCAAGAACGGCAAGACUUUGGCUACUGUGAAUCCUGCUACUGAAAAGGUCAUUACUGAAGUGCAUGCUGCUGACAAAGACGAUGUCGAUAUUGCUGUCGCUGCUGCCAGAAAGGCUUACAAGACCGUUUGGAAGAAGACUCCUGGUGCCGAGAGAUCCAAGCUACUUCACAAGUUGGCUGAUUUGAUGGAAGAACACCGUGCUACUCUUACUGCCAUUGAAGCUGCUGAUUCUGGUAAGCCUAGAAACAACAAUGCCACUUAUGAUGUGGAUGAGUGUAUCAAUGUUUUCAACUAUUACGGUGGUUGGGCUGAUAAGAUCCAAGGAAAGACCAUUAUGGAGUCGGACGACAAGUUUGCAUUCACCAGACACCAACCGUUCGGUGUUUGUGGUCAGAUCAUUCCUUGGAACUAUCCUUUGGCCAUGGCUGCCUGGAAAAUCGGACCUGCUAUUGCCACUGGUAAUGUCAUUGUCUUGAAGACUGCUGAGCAGACUCCUUUGUCAAUGCUUUACUUCGGUAACCUUGUUGUCAAGGCCGGAUUCCCUCCUGGUGUCAUUAACAUUAUUUCCGGUUACGGUAAGGAUGCCGGUGCCCCAUUGGCUUCUCACAUGGAUGUCGACAAGAUCGCAUUCACUGGUUCUACCGCCACUGGUAAGCUUAUUAUGCAAAUGGCUGCUGCCUCUAACUUGAAGGCCGUCACUUUAGAGUGUGGUGGUAAGUCACCCAUGCUUGUUUUCGACGAUGCCGAUUUCGAGCAGGCUGUCAAGUGGGCCGUUUUCGGUAUCAUGUACAACCAAGGUCAAGUGUGCUGUGCUACUUCUCGUCUCUAUGUUCAAGACACUAUUUAUGACAAGUUUGUCAAGGCCAUUAAGGCUGAAGUCGAAGCUUCAACCAAGAUGGGAGACCCAUUCAACGACGAGGUUGGCCACGGUCCUCAAGUGACUGACGUCCAACAAAAGAGAGUUCUCAGCUACAUUGAUGCCGGCAAGAAGGAAGGUGCUACUCUCGUCACUGGUGGCGAGGCUGGCUCUUCUGGCAACGGUUUCUACAUCAAGCCUACUGUUUUCGCUGAUGUCAAGCCUGAGAUGACUAUUGUCAGAGAGGAGAUCUUCGGUCCUGUCGUUGUUGUUGGCAAGUUCUCCACUGAGGAGGAGGCUCUUGAGUUGGCCAAUGACACUAUCUACGGUCUUGGUGCUGCUAUCUUCACACAAAACAUCACCCGUGCUCACAAGCUUGCCAACGAGAUCGAUGCUGGUACCGUCUGGAUUAACUCUACCAACGAUUCGGAUAUCCGUAUCCCCUUCGGUGGUUUCAAAAUGAGUGGAAUUGGCUCUGAACUCGGUGAGUACGGUCUCAAGACCUACACACAAGUCAAGUCGGUCCAAAUCAACCUUGGCAGCAGACUAUAA